ACUCAAGUUUGUGUGGUGUGUCACAAUGGACUCAAAGUACCACAAUGCAACUCAGACUAAAUAUCGUCUCCCCUAGCUACGGCUUUGGUUGCUACGCCCUAAGAAAAAGAAGAAGAAGAAGAAGAAGAAGAGGCAGAAGAAGUGGGAGGCUUGUCCCUGAAAGAGCUCAUUGUGGGGCGGGAUGUGUGUGUGUGGUGUCAGAUGAGAGGACCCCCUCCUCCUUAACUAGCUGGUCAGCGGUGGAGGGAUAACGAACGCCACCUCCGCUCAACUCUCCGGUUGGAGAUUGCGUUAAAGCGUGAAUCAUGUCCGUCGUCAUUACUACACACUGGGAGUGGAGACGAAAUUGUGCAAGAUACGGAUAACAGCGUCAAACAAGCCCCGUGUGGACUCAGACAAGUUUCCAGCUCGUCCCGAGAGUGUUUGUGCCGCGAUAAUGCCUCACCGGAGGCUCUGCUCCUGCUGCUGCUGCUGCUCCUGCUGCCACCGCUGCUGCUCCUCACACUCGUCGCAUUAUUAUGCUGCUGCUGCCUCCCUCACAUGUGCUUCACGUUGAAGAAGUGACCAGGAGAACGCCUGCAACAAGGAGGGCGACUCAGCCCGAACCUAAAACCUGAGCGGAUACUUUCAUUUUUCUUUCGCCGUGCGGGAAUUUUCCUUAAGUGGACGCGGUGGUGGAGGAGGAGGAGGCGAGGAGGAGAAGAAGGAGAAGAAGUAAAAAGUUCUUGUACUUGUUGGACGAGCAGGAAACAUGGGGAACGCAGGGAGCAUGGAGCAGCACACUGAUUUCAGAGGACACAACAUGCCUCUGAAACUGCCCAUGCCAGAGCCAGGGGAGCUGGAGGAGAGAUUUGCCAUCGUUUUGAAUUCGAUGAAUCUUCCUCCAGACAAAGCCCGACUUUUGCGGCAGUACGACAACGAGAAGAAGUGGGAACUCAUUUGUGAUCAGGAGCGAUUUCAAGUGAAAAACCCACCGCACACGUACCUCCAAAAGUUGAGGAGUUAUCUCGAUCCAGCAGUCACAAGAAAGAAAUUCAGACGGAGGGUUCAGGAGUCCACCCAAGUCCUGAGAGAACUGGAAAUUUCAUUACGGACCAAUCAUAUAGGGUGGGUGCGAGAAUUCCUAAAUGAAGAGAAUAAGGGCCUGGACGUCCUGGUGGAAUAUCUCUCUUUUGCACAGUAUGCAGUCACGUUUGAUGGCGACUGUUUGGAGAACAACCCGGACGCUGCCAUAGAUAAGUCCAAGUCCUGGAGCCGCUCUAUAGAAGACCUGCACAGAGGAGGCACCCUGCCAUCUCACAUCACUGGGAACGGCAUCACACGCGCUGGGCGACAUUCCACGUUACGCUCUAACACCCUGCCCAGCCGACGAACUCUGAAAAACUCCAGAGUGGUGUGUAAAAAAGAUGACGUCCAUGUCUGUAUCAUGUGCCUACGUGCUAUCAUGAACUACCAGUAUGGAUUCAACAUGGUUAUGUCCCACCCACAUGCUGUGAAUGAAAUUGCACUAAGUCUCAACAAUAAAAAUCCGAGGACUAAAGCUUUGGUCUUGGAGCUCCUGGCGGCAGUUUGUCUCGUGAGAGGAGGACAUGAAAUUAUUCUCUCUGCGUUCGACAACUUUAAAGAGGUAUGUCAGGAGACGCAGCGGUUUGAGAAGCUCAUGGAGUAUUUCAAGAAUGAGGACAACAACGUCGACUUCAUGGUGGCCUGUAUGCAGUUCAUCAACAUCGCUGUGCACUCGGUGGAGGACAUGAACUUCAGGGUUCAUCUACAGUACGACUUCACCAAGCUGAGUCUGGACGACUACUUAGACAAACUAAAACACACAGAGAGCGAUAAGCUGCAGGUUCAGAUCCAGGCGUACUUGGAUAACGUCUUUGAUGUUGGAGCGCUCCUCGAGGACGCGGAGACCAAAAACGCUGCUCUGGAGCGAGUGGAAGAGCUGGAGGAGAACAUGUCCCAUUUGACAGAGAAGCUGCAGGACACAGAGAAUGAGGCCAUGUCCAAGAUCGUGGAGCUGGAGAAGCAGCUGAUGCAAAGAAACAAGGACCUUGAAUCCCUCAUGUCUGUCUACAAAGAGACCAGCUCGCAGGUGCACACGCUGCGGCUUACACUGAAGGAGAAAGAUGAGGCCAUCCAGCGACAGAGUAACCUGGAGAAGAAGAUCCAUGAGCUGGAGAAGCAGGGCACCAUCAAAAUCCACAAGAAAGGAGACGGUGACAUCUCCAUUCUGCCCUCACCGCCUCCUGGCGUGGAGGGUGUGCCGGGUGCCGUGAUUGGUGGAGGAUUGAGUGGAGCUGUCAGUCCAAACCAUGUCGGAGGUGUUGCAGUGUCAAACGGACCAUCAUCAGCCAUUCCAACAGCAGUAGCACCCCCGGCUCCCCCACCGCCCCCUCCACCGCCACCUCCUCCCCCUCCACCACCUCCGCCUCUUCCCCCACCUGGGAACUCAGCGCCUCCGCCUCCUCCACCUCCUCCUAUGGCGCCCCCACUGCCUGGCUGUGGGACACCCACUGUCAUCAUGAACUCUGGGUUAGCUGAGGGACCCAUCAAACUUUUCUCUGUGAAGAUCAAGAAACCCAUCAAGACAAAGUUCCGCAUGCCUGUCUUCAACUGGGUAGCGCUCAAACCAAACCAGAUCAACGGGACAGUUUUCAAUGAGAUCGACGACGAGAGGAUACUAGAGGAGCUGAACGUGGACGAGUUUGAGGAGAUGUUUAAGACGAAAGCCCAGGGGGCGCCGAUUGAACUCAACAUGAGCAAGCAGAAGGUCCUGCAGAAGGUACCCAGCAAGGUUUCUCUGCUGGAGUCCAACAGAGCAAAGAACCUGGCCAUCACGCUGAGGAAAGCAGGCAAGACCCCUGAGGAGAUCUGCAAGGGCAUCCAGCUGUUCGACCUCCGGACUCUGCCGGUGGACUUUGUGGAGUGUCUGAUGCGCUUCCAGCCCACAGAGAACGAGAUCAAAAUCCUGCGACAGUUUGAGAAGGAGCGCAAGCCCCUGGAGAGCCUGACGGACGAGGACCGCUUCAUGGUGCAGUUCAGCAAGAUCGAGCGGCUCAUGCAGAAGAUGACCAUCAUGACCUUCAUCGGCAACUUCUCUGAGAGCAUCCAGAUGCUCACGCCGCAACUUCAUGCCGUCAUUGCAGCAUCAGUGUCCAUCAAGUCAUCACAGAAGCUAAAGAAGAUUCUGGAGAUUGUCUUGGCACUUGGAAACUACAUGAACAGCAGCAAAAGAGGAGCGGUGUACGGAUUCAAGUUGCAAAGUCUAGACUUGCUCCUUGAUACCAAGUCCACGGACCGUAAGCUAACACUGUUGCACUACAUAGCCAAUGUGGUGAGGGAGAAAUAUACGCAGGUUUCUCUCUUCUACAAUGAGCUGAACUAUGUGGAGAAAGCUGCCGUCGUCUCGCUGGAUAACGUUUUGCUGGACGUGAAGGAGCUGCAGAGGGGGAUGGAGCUGACCAAACGAGAGUACAGCAUGCACGGCCACAACACCAUGCUCAAAGACUUCAUCGCGCACAACGAGAGCAAGCUGAAGAAGCUGCAGGAGGACGCCAAAAUUGCACAGGACGCCUUCGACGAGGCGGUGAAAUUCUUCGGGGAGAACACCAAAACCACGCCGCCGUCCGUCUUCUUCCCCGUGUUUGUGCGUUUUGUUAGGGCGUACAAGCAAGCAGAAGAGGACAAUGAGCAAAGAAAGAGACAGGAGCAGAUUUUGAGGGAGAAACUUCUGGAGCAAGAAGCCAUGAUGGAGGAAGACCAGAAGUCUCCAUCCCAUAAGAACAAGCGGCAGCAACAAGAGCUGAUCCACGAGCUGAGGAAGAAACAGGUGAAAGACAGUCGCCAUGUUUAUGAAGGCAAAGACGGAGCGAUUGAGGACAUCAUCACAGUGCUGAAGACCGUGCCCUUUACCGCCCGCACCGCCAAGCGCGGCUCUCGGUUCUUCUGCGAGUCCGCCCUCAAUGACGAGUACCAUUACUAAGCUUAUAGAACUCUCUCUCCUCUCAAAGAUUUGAGGAAUCAGCCUUACAGGCGAGCGGACGCUGUGCGGAGGAGCGUCAGGAGACGCUUCGAUGAUCAGAACCUGCGGCCGAUGAACAACGGCGAAGUUUUCAUGUGAUGAGGGAACAGAGCAUGUGCUGGGAGGGACGGAGGGAGGGAAGGAAGGAAGGAAGGGAAGGAAGGGAGGGAAGGAAGUGAAAUGUCAGGAAAGAGGGAGAGACAAGAAGGUCGGAUGCAGAGGGAAGGCUGAUGAGUGUCGUAGCAACCAGAGAGAUGAGUAUGUAUAUAUAUUACAUAAGAAUACAUGUUAUUCCAUGUCUAUGGUAUAGUAGCAGCUUUUCACUAUGAAGGACAGAGGGAUGUAUGGGAACUUUUAAAGGUCGCUUUCCGAAACCUUUGACAAACUAAGUGCCUGAACUUAUUUUUGUGGUCUAACGUCGCACUGUGUUCUCUCUUUUUUUUUUUUUUUUUUAAUUAAUCUGCUUAAAGCAAUACGAUUUGACAAGGCUUUAACUUUGGGACGUGUAAAACUGGACUCGUGGCUUAAAGAGCCACGUAAAGAGACUCUUUCCCCCCCGGAGAGACAUAUUGAAGAAUGUAUGGGAUGUGUGCCCCCCCCCCCCCCCCCUUCAGCUGUUACAGGUAUUACUAACUUUUAGUGAUGCUAUAUUCACACAUUGGGAAUAUUUCGGUACACUUUGGUGCUCUCUCUCUCUUUUUCCCCCCAUUCCUCUCACAAACAUUCUUCUCAUCUUCAAACCACAAAGGGCUGACGAUCAGAGAGAAAGAAAGAGAAAUCUGUAUUUGUACUAAAUAAUGUAUCGUACAUUUAACAAAAAAAAGAAAAAGAAAAAGAUGAGUCAUAUUUUUUCAGAAUAAGCCCAGGAUAAUAAUGUGAAUUGUAUAUAAUCUGACCUCGUUAUACCGACUGCCUUUUCACUGGGUUCAGCCUGACUUUGUAGCUCCUUAUCUGUAAAAGAAGGCGGGAACUGAACUGUCCAUUUUUUUAUUAUAACAACAAUUUGGUUUCUGGGAACAAAGAAAAAAAGAAAAAGCAUAAAAACUGCACGAAUAAUAAUGCCCGAAUGCUACUGGAUGAGCUCAUCAUCAAAACUGGACAGAACUUGGCGUCACAUUCCCCGGUUAAUCGUAUUCCGUGCUACUGUGUCUACUCACUUUAUUUGUAAUUUUAAUGUAUAGUAUUUAACCACUGAAAAGAUUCCGUUUAAGCUCGUGUUUUCCAUCUAAUGUGUUGAAAAUAAAACGUACGCAACACAAAAAACAACGUUCCUAAAUGUACAGAUAUUUUGCUACAAACAUGUUUUUUUUUUUUCACUUAUUCACAUUACCAGACGGUUAAUAUUGUAAAUAUUGUUUAAACAAAAAAAAGUUUUCAUUGCCUUGUCUUAUACAACUUGAAUGUUAUUUUAACUUAUAGAUUUUGUUUCCAUUUUUUUUUUUGUAUAUUUAAUAAUGACGCCAAAUGCAGCCAGAAAUCUCCAGUUAAAGUCACAUCACAUCUCACAUGAUGCAGGAGGACGAGUCCGUUUACUCAAAGCCAGACACAAAUGUCUGUUCAUGUUUGAGCUUCAUGGUCAAAACCAGUUAACUAGUGAACCAGUUUAGUGUUUGUUGACCUGUGCUGGUUUUGUGUCUCACUGAAUGUCUCGACUGUCAUCACCGUCCUCUGUCAACUUCACUGUGUGUCUCAAGAGUUCUUCCUCUAACGGGAUAAUACUGGCAUGUUCUCUUCUGUUCUUGUUUUUUACCUUCACCAGAAAUGUAUUUUAGGCAGUUUUUGCUUAUUACAAAAAAUAACAAGCUUUUUUUUGUUUUAAAUACAAAAUUUUAGGUGAUAUGAGAUUUUCAAUUAUGAUCAAAUAAAAUAUUUACAUAAAUGUUA
Molecule: messenger RNA, 5905 nt
Organism: Solea solea (common sole)
Lineage: Eukaryota; Metazoa; Chordata; Actinopteri; Pleuronectiformes; Soleidae
Gene: fmnl2a
Product: formin-like 2a
Exons: 28
Coding region: 752-3982 (1076 amino acids)
Biological process (GO): cortical actin cytoskeleton organization; regulation of cell shape; cell migration
Cellular component (GO): cytosol
Molecular function (GO): actin filament binding; small GTPase binding
Source: RefSeq, a predicted model, not a curated record